AGAACCACUGCCCUAAGCCGGUUCCGUUCCCUUUGAAGAAAAACGAGAGAGAGAGAGGGAGAGAGAGAGUAAAUGCUUUAUGUUCUGAAUUCCAUGAGAUCCAAAACUUCUGUUUGUCUAACUCAAAUUCAUCGGAGGUAUGUGUCCUCAUUAAUAGAAUCUCACUUGAAGAAACCUCUUUCUCAAAACCCAUUCUUAAAAUCAGAUGGGAACAUCCUCAUAACCCGCCUCUGUAGAGACAAGAAAUUGAAAGAAGCCAUAGACAUUUUAUGCCAACAUAAAAAAUUGAAGCAAGGAAGUCCAAUCCUAGAGGUUUUAGAUCACUCUUUAACCUGCCCAUCUGCAUCAGUAUAUUCUUCACUUCUACAACUAUGCCUUCAACAACGAGCGCUGGAGGAGGGUAGGAGGGUUCAUAACCACAUUAAGAGUUCCGGUUUUGUACCUGGGGUGUUUAUCUAUAAUCGCCUUCUUGAUAUGUAUUCAAAGUGUGACAGCCUGGUUGAUGCCCAGAUACUGUUUGAUGAAAUGACUGGGAGGGACUUGUGUUCUUGGAACACCAUGAUUUCGGGCUAUUCAAAGAUGGGUCAGCUUAAUAAAGCUCGCCAACUGUUUGAAGAAAUGCCUGAAAGGGAUAAUUUCUCUUGGAGUGCAAUGAUCUCUGGGUAUGCUCGCCAUGACAAGCCCAGGGAAGCUUUGGAGUUGUAUAGAAAAAUGCAAAGAGACAAGAAAGUGAAAGGUAAUAAGUUCACGGUAUCUAGUGCUCUUGCGGCUUCUGCUGCUGUUCCGUGCCUUAGGAGUGGGAAGGAGAUUCAUGGUCAUAUACUUCGAACUUGGUUGGAUUCAGAUGAUGUAGUUUGGAGCGCAUUGUCAGAUAUGUAUGGAAAAUGUGGAAGUGUUGAUGAAGCCCGGCACAUCUUUGACAAGAUGUUGGACCAAGAUGUUGUUACAUGGACUACAAUGAUAGGAAGAUACCUUGAAAGUGGGAGGAUGAAAGAGGGGUUUGAGUUAUUCUCUGACCUUCUGAGAUCAGGGGUCAGACCUAAUGAAUUUACAUUUGCUGGUAUUUUGACUGCUUGCUCAACUCAAGCUGCAGAGGAUGUUGGGAAACAGGUCCACGGGCACAUGACUCGUAUUGGGUUUGAUCCGGUCUCAUUUGCAGCUAGUGCGCUUGUACAUAUGUAUUCAAAGUGUGGAAACAUUGAUAGUGCACAAAAAGUUUUCAGAACAACGCCUCAACCAGAUCUGGUCUCCUGGACCUCCAUGAUUGUUGGUUAUGCACACAAUGGUCAACCUGAGGAGGCAGUUCAGUACUUUGAAUUGCUACUCAAAUCAGGUACUAAGCCUGAUCAUGUUGCAUUUGUUGGGGUCCUUUUUGCAUGUACCCAUGCUGGAUUAGUUGAUAAAGGCUUUGAGUAUUUCCGUUCAAUUAAAGAGAAACAUGCGUUGACAUACACUACUGAUCAUUAUGCUUGCAUGGUUGACCUCCUUGGUCGUUCUGGCCGAUUUGAGGAAGCUGAAGAGAUUAUUGAUAAAAUGCCAAUGAAGCCUGAUAAGUUCUUAUGGGCAUCAUUACUUGGUGGUUGUAGAAUUCAUGCAAACCUUAGACUGGCAAAACGAGCCGCAGAAGCAUUGUUUGAAAUAGAGCCUGAGAAUGCGGCGACCUAUGUCACAUUGGCCAACAUCUGUGCUACCAACGGCAUGUGGGAUGAAGUGGAGAAGAUCAGAAAGACUAUGGAUGACAGAAGGGUGGUUAAAAUACCAGGUUUAAGUAGGAUCAAGAUCAAAGGAAAGGUCCAUGUAUUCUUAGUGGGAGAUGAAACACACCCCCAUACUGAGGAAAUCCGUGAACUUCUAGAGAACCUGUCGAUUAGAAUGAAGGAAGAAGGGUAUAUUCCUGACACAAAUUUCGUACUGUAGGAUGUGGGGGAAGAGCUUAAGGAUAUUGAUACUGCUGUCAAGAUAUAAAGAUAAAGGCCCAACGGCUAGUGAAGAACUUGAAGAUUUGGUUCUGCUAGUUGGGUACCAGCUUUUAUAUGCGGGACCCUACUUGCACAGCUUUAGCCUUCCAUUAUCUUUCUGGGUCUGUACUUCUCUUACAUCUCAUGACUGAAAGAGGAAUUUUAUGGGGCCUGCAAAGAGAAAAACUUCUUGUUCAAAUAAGAUAAGGUCGUUGUGUACUUGUGCUUUUUACCAGAUAUUGGAUUUCACAGAUCAUUUCCGGACAGACUGCUUGUCUAACUUGCUGGAAGGUUAAUGCAUCUUGAUCCUCGUGAAAAGAGAGUAUGAAAACCCAUUUUUAUGCAAAAAAGGUAUUUUCUCUUGCAUUUAAUCCUUACAUCAUAAGUUAUCACAUUGAAUCUGCUUUUGGUACCUUGGAGAAUAUUUGGGCUUCUAUUUUCUGAUAUAUUUGUUUUAACUGUUGCUUUGCAUGUUUGCUUGAAACUGAAAACUAGAAGUUGAAUUAUGUGACGCCAUCACAAGUGAUGAUAUAAGUGUCACUGAAUGUUACAAAAGGAAAGGUCAUGAAGUAAUUGUAAAGCAGUCAUGGUAUUCUAAUAUCUGUAUGUUUUUAUAAGUAUCCUGGAGAGAGACUAAAUUAUUAUUCUCCUUCUACAUUAUUUUUUGUUGAUUUAUGCACAAAGCAAAAAUAUCCUCGUCUUGCAGGUUCUGUCUAGAUGGAACGUUACAACAGAGUCUGUUAUCGCUGCUUUUCUUCUGAUAUAGCAAAGGAAUGUCGAAAAGGUUCUCAAUCGCUGCUAUGCUAGAUGUCCAUGACAGGAGUAAAGUAGAUGAACUUGAGAAAGACUCCACUCUCAAGAUGAUGCUUCAAUCUCACCACCAAGCAGACAAAAUGGGGCCGAGGAAUGGCACCUGGCAAGAUCCGAAUUGGAUUCUGAUGAAAAUGACUCGGGUUGUUCUAAAUGCCUAGUCUUUUCCAGAGGAUCAGAAUUUAUUAUGUGGGCCCACUUUUCCUCCUGCUUUAGUCCACCUGGCAUAUUGUAAUCUUUCUAUAAAAUGAAAAAAAAAAGGUAUAUUGCAAUCUAGUUCCACGUGUGAAACAGUGGAGUUGUCUGUCAUUUUAAUCAGCUAAUAUCCAAUUUAUGGCGAAGCCCAUAAGAUGAUA
This is a messenger RNA of Macadamia integrifolia, 3124 nucleotides long. RefSeq names its product pentatricopeptide repeat-containing protein At4g37170-like. Bases 73 to 1917 code for a protein of 614 amino acids. The record is from RefSeq and is a predicted model, not a curated record. NCBI's taxonomy places the organism in Eukaryota, Viridiplantae, Streptophyta, Magnoliopsida, Proteales, Proteaceae. Gene Ontology annotation, biological process: RNA modification. The transcript is spliced from 4 exons. Gene Ontology annotation, molecular function: RNA binding; protein binding.